This is a messenger RNA of Solea solea (common sole), 2175 nucleotides long. RefSeq names its product UDP-glucuronosyltransferase 3A1-like. Gene Ontology annotation, molecular function: UDP-glycosyltransferase activity. The record is from RefSeq and is a predicted model, not a curated record. Bases 437 to 1999 code for a protein of 520 amino acids. Lineage: Eukaryota; Metazoa; Chordata; Actinopteri; Pleuronectiformes; Soleidae. The transcript has 10 exons.
ACUCCUCUGUGCCUCCAUAAUGUCCCUCUUUCCCUCCCGUUCACUGCACGUCUAGUACAGAGCUAUACUCAAAUGCAUCAUACAGACUCAAACCUCUUCUAUUCUAAGGACUCUUUCCAUUUCUGUCUAAAGGAAAUCUUCUGAAUAUGUUUCACUAGGUAAGAAUUUGGAGUUCCGUCCAUAUCAACCUCAAACUGCAGACUCUUUAAAAAUACUUGCCCUGAUGAUUUCAUGUGGGAAACUUUCCCAGCAAAACAACUCUGUUCUGGGACUCGUCACUGGAUCGGACUCCUUUGCUGCAUUACUCAGUCAAAAGCGAAAACUUUCUCACGAGGAACAGUUGGUUGUUCAUCCAGGAAGACUUCAACAUCACUGUUUGUUUUGGAACAGGAACAGAACCGGACUGUUUUCUGGCUGUGAGUCAUAGUGUAACAACAUGGGGAUUGUAUUUUGGACGUUUUCUCUCCUGACACUUCCAGUGUUGCAGUCUGCAAAGAUUCUGACUAUCUGCCUUAUUGGAGGAAGCCACUACUUGUUAUUGGAUGAAAUUUCUCAUAGCUUACACCAGCAUGGCCAUGAGGUCCGCAUGCUCUUGCAGCUGGGGACCCCUGUUAUCACAGGUUUCUCCUAUGAAGGACGUGCAGACAGUUACCAGAGGAGCACCUGGUCCUUAGGAGAGAAGUACAUCAACGAAUUCAAUUCCUAUUUCUUGGAGCAGCAAACACAGUAUUUACUGGGAAGGGAUAACUUUAAUGAAUUUUUAACCUUCAUGGGACACCUGUCAUAUCAGUGUGAUAAGCUGUUAGAGGACAAAGAGAUCAUAACUUUCCUCCAGAGGCAACGCUUUGACAUCACCAUCCUUGACGCUUUUAACCCCUGUUCCUUCAUCCUGGCCCGCAGACUUGGUGUCCAAUAUAUAGCUUUCUAUCCUGGCGCGCUGAACGGUCCUCUGUCCAUCGUGCUUCCCAGCCCUAUCUCAUACAUCCCCGUCUUCCACUCCCAGCUGUCCAACCACAUGAACUUCUGGGGUCGUGCGAAGAACCUCCUUUAUUCUUUGCUGGCUCCUGUAGGCCAAGAACUUGUUUGGUCAAAAUUUAGGGAAGUCGCUGAGCACCACCUUGAGUCAGGCUCACCCCCUGGUGGACUGGAGGAGUUACACCGAGGAGCUCAACUUUGGGCUUUCAACACCGACUUUUCACUGGAGUUUCCUCAGCCUCUUAUGCCCUACACUGUGUUGGUUGGAGGUCUACUGAACAAACCAGCGAAACCUCUGGAGCAGGAGCUUGAGUUGUGGAUCUCAAGUUUUGGCGAGGCAGGUUUCAUCGUUGUGACUCUGGGAUCGAUGGUCUCCUCAGUCUCUGUGGACCUUCUGCUUGUGGAGCUGGUGGCAGGCUUCUCCAUGAUUCCUCAGGGGGUCAUUUGGAGGUAUGAUCCCAAGCGAUGGCCACCUGGCCUGGACAAACCUCCCAAUGUCAAGUUAGUAGAUUGGCUGCCUCAAAAUGAUCUGCUGGGCCACGAAAAUGCCCGUCUCUUCAUUACACAUGGUGGACAAAACAGCCUGCUGCAGGCAGUGUACCAUGGUGUUCCUGUGCUGGGAAUUCCUCUGUUUGGAGACCAGUUUGAUAAUGUGGUAAAAGCCAAAUCAAAAGGGCUCGGCCUCAGCAUCAGCCCCACAGACAUCACCAGGGAACUGCUCCACUCUACUAUUAAAACACUCAUACAUGACAUCAGGUUCAAAUCUACAGCACUGUCCAUGAGCAAGAUACACAGAUCCCAUCCUGUCGCUCCAGCCCUCCGACUCAUUCAGUGGGUAGAGCACAUCCUGCACAGUGGAGGUGGAGAUCAUCUACUUCCCACUUCACUGUCACAACCGUGGUACCAGAGAUGCCUGUUGGACGUGAUGCUUCUUCUCUUUCUGGGACUUCUUGUACCUGUAGUUCUCUGCUGGGCUUUGUGUAGGAACAAGAGGAGCAGAGAUAAACAGAAGAAAUUACAGUAGCAGCUCUAAGUGUUUCCUCGCACAAACAUCAGUUUGUCAUAUACUGUAAUAUACUGUGUGUAAAUACGAUGCAAUCUGUGAAGUGUCUCUUCUGAAUUUGACCCCCCACAGAAAAACGUGUUAAUAAUCACCAUUUUUGAAUGAAUAAAAAAGCCACUAAGUGUUUAAAAAUGUUA